AGUCUGAAGAGAGGCGGGACUCGGGGUGAUAACAGCUGGCUCUGGUGGGUGGGCGGGAGCUGGAGAGGAGGAGCAGGAGAGGCCCACAGGCUUCAUUUGGAGCCAGGCCUGGCUGUUGCUCAGGUGACCAGCUUGUGUCUCUGGGAGGGUGCUGCUUUCCCCGGCCACCCGGCGCGAUGAUCCAGAAUGUCGGAAAUCAUCUGCGACGGGGGUUGGCCUCUGUGUUCUCCAGCCGCACAUCCCGGAAGUCAGCCUCACGUGCAGGGAACGACAGUGCCAUGGCAGACGGCGAGGGAUACCGGAACCCCACGGAGGUGCAGAUGAGCCAGCUGGUACUGCCCUGCCACACCAACCAACGCGGCGAGCUUAGCGUUGGGCAGCUGCUCAAGUGGAUUGACACCACGGCCUGCCUGUCCGCGGAGAGGCACGCUGGCUGCCCCUGUGUCACAGCUUCCAUGGAUGACAUCUAUUUUGAGCAUACCAUUAGUGUUGGACAAGUGGUGAAUAUCAAGGCCAAGGUGAACCGGGCCUUCAACUCCAGCAUGGAGGUGGGCAUCCAGGUGGCCUCGGAGGACCUGUGCUCUGAGAAGCAGUGGAAUGUGUGCAAGGCCUUGGCCACCUUCGUGGCCCACCGAGAGAUCACCAAGGUGAAGCUGAAGCAGAUCACGCCACGGACAGAGGAGGAGAAGAUGGAGCACAGUGUGGCGGCCGAGCGCCGGCGCAUGCGCCUUGUCUAUGCGGACACCAUCAAGGACCUCCUGGCUAACUGCGCCAUUCAGGACGAUCUGGAGAGCAGAGACUGCAGCCACAUGGUGCCGGCCGAGAAGACUCGUGUGGAGAGCGUGGAGCUGGUCCUGCCUCCCCAUGCCAAUCACCAGGGCAACACCUUUGGGGGCCAGAUCAUGGCCUGGAUGGAGAAUGUGGCCACCAUUGCAGCCAGGCGGCUCUGCUGUGCCCACCCUACACUGAAGGCCAUUGAGAUGUUCCACUUCCGAGGCCCGUCCCAGGUUGGCGACCGUCUGGUGCUCAAAGCCAUCGUGAACAAUGCCUUCAAACAUAGCAUGGAGGUGGGUGUAUGUGUGGAGGCCUAUCGCCAGCAGGCUGAGACCCACCGGCGCCACAUCAACAGUGCCUUUAUGACCUUUGUGGUCCUGGACGCAGAUGACCAGCCCCAGCUGCUGCCCUGGAUUCGGCCCCAGCCUGGGGAUGGCGAGCGGCGGUACCGAGAGGCCAGUGCCAGAAGGAAGAUCCGCCUAGACAGGAAGUACAUUGUGUCCUGUAAGCAGACAGAGGUGCCCCUCUCCGUCCCCUGGGACCCUAGCAACCAGGUGUACCUGAGCUACAAUAACGUCUCCUCCCUGAGGAUGCUCGUGGCCAAGGACAACUGGGUGCUAUCCUCGGAGAUCAAUCAGGUCCGCCUGUACACUCUGGAGGAUGACAAGUUCCUCUCCUUCCACAUGGAGAUGGUCGUGCAUGUGGAUGCAGCCCAGGCCUUCCUGCUGCUCUCGGACCUGCGUCGGAGGCCAGAGUGGGAUAAGCACUACCGGAGUGUGGAGCUAGUGCAGCAGGUAGACGAGGACGAUGCCAUCUACCACGUCACCAGCCCUGCCCUUGGAGGUCACACAAAGCCACAGGACUUCGUGAUCCUGGCCUCGAGGCGGAAGCCUUGUGACAAUGGGGACCCCUAUGUCAUCGCGCUGAGGUCGGUCACGCUGCCCACACACCAAGAGACACCAGAGUACAGACGCGGAGAGACCCUCUGCUCAGGCUUCUGCUUCUGGCGCGAGGGGGACCAGCUGACCAAGGUGUCCUACUACAACCAGGCUACCCCAGGUGUUCUCAACUAUGUGACUACCAAUGUGGCCGGCCUCUCCUCUGAGUUCUACACCACCUUCAAGGCUUGCGAGCAGUUUCUCUUGGACAACCGGAAUGAUCUGGCCCCCAGCCUCCAGACCCUCUAGAUGCCCUCAGUGGCCACAUCAUGCCCACUCCCACUCCAUCCUGCCCCCGAGGACUCACAUACAGUGCCUGGAGAAAGCCAAAGGCCUUUAUUUCUUCCUGCCUCCCCGUGGGAAGCCUCCGCCCUGGAGUCCGCUGGCCCACCACCCCUGGGUGCUCAGUUUCUGCCAACAUCGGCCAGCAAGUCCUUGCGGUACCCCUGGGGCAGCCUGUAGUAGACUCGGGUCCUAUCCACAGCCCUGGCUGCCAGCAGCGCUGUCCUCACAGAGGCAUAGUCUCCCCCAGCUGGGCUGUGCUCCACUGUGACGGUGGCCCGGGGGGAGGAUGCCAGCAGGCUGGCUAUGGCUCCAGCUGUGCUGUGGCCCAGCAGUAUGGCCUGCAUCUGGAAGGACACAGGUUGCCAAAGCCCCUGGCACAGCUCUAGCAUAUCUGUGAGCAGAUGUUCUCUGUAGCCACUGCCCAGCACCUCCUCAGGCCAGCCUGGUGCCACAGUCACGUGGGGGAAGACCUCAGCCACAGCUGUAAGCAGCUCUCUGCCAGCCACAUGGCCAGGGACUGAAAAACUCCCGUGGGAGAUUUUGGCCCCAACCCACACAGGCCAAUGCAAGAGGGCAAGUCUGGAGAGGCGUGCCAGCAAAGCCAGGGACGGCCGGAGGGCUGCGGGCUCUGCUAUUUGCAAAUGGAUGCCCCAGUGUCCGGGAUGUGUGGCCAGCUGUUGCAGGCAGGACUCCAGCGUCAGGAUGCUGCCACUUGGAGCAUGAACAAUGGGCACGGGGUUUUCAGCCACGGUUCCCUCGAGGCCAGCGUUCAGCAGGAUCAUGCCUUCUGUGUCUGGAAGAGGCAGCAGAGGCAACAGGGUUUAGGAUUUGGGUUAUCAUAGGUGUUAGAGUCCCUUGUUAAAGGGGUAGUGGGAGUUAUGGAGUCAUCAAGGACCUUGCCUCUCUGGAAUCUGUCAACCCAAUUUUGGGCUCCAGGUGGAUAGGUUGCUUUAUAAACGUGCCUGGUGCAUGAGAAACUCUUGCUUCAGCUCUUGGCCUUUACCCAUGACUCAGUCUGGGGGCUGGUGCCGGCCUUGCCCGUAGCACUGUGGCUGAGGGCUGGUCUGAAGGCCAGGAGCCCUGUGCUCUUGACAUCACUGUACUCCCUCUCCCUCUCCCGCAACCCUGCCCCACCUUGCAUCCAGAGUGUGGUGUAAAUAAACCCAUGCCGUCAUGGCAAUAGAGACCAGUGUUACCUGCCCCAAGCAAAGGAUAUCCCUGCAGAUGAGCUGGGAGCACCGGGGUUGAAGGGUUGACCUUACCUGGGAGGAUCAUUGUUGCUGUUUUACCACUGCCCUGGACGUCAGGAACCAGCCACUCCACAUUCAAACCAUCAUCUCCAGGCAGCUGGAGAAGAGGGAUCAGGCUACCUCCCGUGUAGUACAUUGGUUUCCGUGUGGCAUUCACUGUGGGGCCCCAAAUUGCCAAAGUGAAGCGGCUGCCAUUCAUGGAACACCUUCUGUAGGCCACAGCUCUACAGGCAUCCUCUGUAAACCUCAUGGCACCCUGCCAAGUAGCUCUCAUUUCCUUGUUUUGUAGACUAGAAGAAGUGACUUGCCCAAGGUCUUAUAAGCAGUAAGCAAAGUUGCUGGGAGUAGAAACUGAUGGGACCAGGUCCGCCUGGCCCCAGAGCUGGUAUCCUUCGCCCUCGCUUAGGUGGCUUCCAUGGCAGGAAUGCAGAGUCUGAUGGGGCCCUUUUGAGAUGGCUUAACUGCGGCUCUUCUGGGUUCGGGGACAAGGGAAUGAGGGGUUUGGAUGGUGACAUCUGAUCACUGCUUAGCAAAUACAGUGGAGGCCUCUGAAGCAUUAGAGUAACCCACAGUGGAGCUGUGCACCAAGGGAAAUAAUGGGGGGUUUGGAAUUUGCUGGUUUCCUGUCUGCUGGGCCACAUAUAAGCUGAGUGACUGUAUUGAGCCGCUGUUUCUCUAUAAAAUGGAAUCCCUCGGUUUCUCUAUAAAAUGAAUGUGUGGGUCAGGCAGGUGGCUCACGCCUGUAAUCCCAGCACUUUGGGAGGCCAAGGCGGGUGGAUCACCUGAGGGCAGAAGUUCAAGACCAUCCUGGCCCAACAUGGUGAAACCCUGUCUCUAUUAAAAAUACAAAAAUUAGCCGGGUGUGGUGGUGCAGGAGAAUCACUUGAACCCAGGAGGCGGAGGUUGCAGAGAGUUGAGAUUGAGCCGCUGCACUCCAGCCUGGGUGACAGAGCCAGACUAUGUCUCGAAAAAAUAUAUAAAUAAAAAUAAAAUG
Messenger RNA from Rhinopithecus roxellana (golden snub-nosed monkey), 4241 nucleotides. RefSeq names its product acyl-CoA thioesterase 11 (gene ACOT11). Gene Ontology annotation, molecular function: thiolester hydrolase activity; lipid binding. The record is from RefSeq and is a predicted model, not a curated record. Gene Ontology annotation, cellular component: extracellular exosome. Lineage: Eukaryota; Metazoa; Chordata; Mammalia; Primates; Cercopithecidae. The coding region runs from base 177 to 1961 and encodes 594 amino acids. The transcript has 16 exons.